UCCUUAACUUUUGAAGAAAGGCUCAGAAUUAAUUAACUGUGAUAAUUACAGAGAGACAGAUAAAACUUUUAUUCUUUUGAUGUAUAACUUGUGCUAUUUCCUUGCUACAGGUGCCUUCAUUUGCAAGAUGGUGCCAUUUGUCCAGUCCACUGCUAUAGUGACAGAGAUUCUCACUAUGACCUGCAUCGCUGUGGAAAGGCACCAGGGACUUGUCCAUCCUUUUAAAAUGAAGUGGCAGUAUACCAACCGAAGGGCAUUCACAAUGCUAGGUGUGGUCUGGCUGGUGGCAGUCAUUGUGGGAUCACCCAUGUGGCACGUGCAGAGACUUGAGAUAAAGUAUGACUUCUUAUAUGAAAAAGAACAUGUCUGUUGCUUGGAAGAGUGGACCAGCCCUGUGCACCAGAAAACCUACACCACUUUCAUCCUUGUCAUCCUCUUCCUUCUGCCCCUUAUGGUGAUGCUGAUCCUGUACAGUAAAAUUGGUUAUGAACUUUGGAUGAAGAAAAGAGUGGGGGAUGGUUCGGUGCUUCGAACCAUUCAUGGAAAAGAAAAGUCAAAAAUAGUCAGGAAGAAGAAGCGAGCUGUCAUUAUGAUGGUGACAGUGGUGGCCCUCUUUGCUGCGUGCUGGGCACCUUUCCACGUCUUUCACAUGAUGAUCGAAUACAGUAAUUUUGAAAAGGACUACGAUGAUGUCACAGUCAAGAUGGUUUUUGCGAUCGUGCAAAUCAUUGGAUUUUCCAAUUCCAUCUGCAAUCCCAUUGUUUACGCAUUUAUGAAUGAAAACUUCAAAAAAAAUUUCCUGUCUGCAGUUUGUUACUGCAUAGUGAAAGAAUCCUUAUCUCCAGCACGAAGGCACGGCAAUUCAGGAAUUACGAUGAUGCGGAAGAAAGGUAAGUUUUCCCGGAGAGAGAACCCAGUAGAGGAGACCAAAGGAGAAGGCUUCAGUGAUGGCAACAUUGAAGUCAAACUGUGUGAGCAGCCAGCGGAGAGGAAAAAUCUCAAACGACAUCUUGCCCUGUUUAGUUCCGAACUUCCUGAGAGUUCUGCUUUAGGCAGUGGGCGUUGAUUGUAAUGAUGCCAACAUGAUUGAUACCAUUCCAUUUGAAUCUGAAGAGAAAAGUAUUUUGAACGAAGGUCAGAGACUUUUUUUUUAAUUCUUAAAAUGACAAGAAGGAAACUGAAAUCAGUUUUCCAUAAAAUGACAUUAUACAUGGAAAUAAAAUUUUGAAAAAUUAGAAAACGAUCCUUGUAGUUUAUAAAAACGUGGUAUAUAUAUAUAUUUUUUAAUCUUGUAUGGUAAUAAAUGUUCUUGGCUGUCAGUUUCCCUCCUAUACAGUCAAUGUAAUUAAUGUGUCUUUCUAUGCAUUGCUAAAUUGGACAAGAAAGUAACUUUAAAAUUAUGUCUUCUUUAAUAAGUUUAAUAGUUUAACAUUAGGGUGAAAUAAUUAGUGCACUGUCGAAGUGAGGCGAUACAGUCGCAAAUGAGACCUGUGCUAUAUCAUAAAGUCAAAGAAAUUGGAAAGGCAGCCAAAUGAUAGAUUAAUGAGGCUUAGAGCUUGUUUUGAGCUUCUUACAGCCCUGCCAAUUACUGCUGUGAUGACUGGCAAGUCAUUUAACACCUUGGAGGCUUCGUUCCAUCCUGUGUAAGCUGGAGGAGAUACCUCUUAUACUUCAUGGAGUUGCUGUGAGAACAAACUGAGGCAUGAGUGGGAAAGCACUUUGUAUUGGAAAGCACCUUCAAGCUCUGAAGCAUUAUCAUAGCUGUUUCAAGAUUCACCAUUCUGUUCCCUUUUACUUUCUGAGACUUGAUCCCACUCCUGCCCAACUUUCUCCUCAUACUUAUUUUUUAACUGCUUUUUCUAAUCCAGAGAAGAUGGUUUCUGGGAUCCUCACUUGUGGGUUGACUGUAAUAUAUUUAGACCAAUUUAACUGUCUUACAUAUUUAUAUUUUAAUCCCAUUAUAUUCACUAGUGGGAUGGAAGAGUUUUUCUUAUGUAAGACCUUUUGGAGUCCCUGGGUGGUGUAAAUGGCUAAACACUCAGCUGCUAACCAAAUGGAUGGGAGCUCAAGCCUGCUCAGAGGCACCUUAGAAGAAAAGCUUGGUGAUCUGCUUCCAAAAAAUCAGCCAUUGAAAGCCCUGUGAAGCACAGUUCUACUCUGACACACAUGAGGUCACCAUGAGUCAGAGCUGACUCGAUGGCAGCUGGCCUAAAAAGGCAUUUAAGUGUACUUGGUAGAUGGGAGAGAUAAUCUAUUCUAAGCCCAUGAAAUUAUACUGUGCCCAAGGCUGACCUCAAAGAGAGCUGGAUCAGGAAAAACGAUAGAGUUCCCAUCUCCUUCCCUAAAUCUCGCUUAAACUCAAGCCCUCUCUCUUCAAUCUUCUCCCCUUACUCCCAAAUGUCAUGGAUUCAGAGAUCAUCACAGUGCCCUCUUACUCCCCCUUCCACACCUGAGAUUCCCCAAAUCUCAUCACAACCACAUGACCAACAUGUUUCUUCUGCUUCCAGUUUUCCAGAAUGUACUCUGCCAACCCUACAAUAGAAAGAGAACUUCAGAAACCUCAGGGCAUUUCACUUGGGGGGCUUUAAGUUUUGAGAACCAGAGAAGUCAGGCUGUUGGGAUCUUUUAAGAUACCAACCAACCAACCGAUUGCCAUCGAGUCAGUUCAACUCAUAGCGACGCUUUAGGACAGAGAAAAAGUGCCCUAUAUGAUUUCCAAGGCUGUAAUCUUUAGGAAAGCAGACUGCCACAUCUUUCUCCAGAGGAGCAGCUGGUGGGUUCAAACUGCCUACCUUUUGGUUAGCAGCCCAGUGCUUAAUCAUUAAGACACAGACAUUUAAUAUAACAUGUGCCAAUGUAAGCAUGGAUGAAAAAGGCAAAUGAAACAGUGUUUGGUAUUGGGAAAAAUUGUCGAUAGGACACAGGAACAGAAAUAAAAUGAAAA
This is a messenger RNA of Trichechus manatus latirostris (Florida manatee), 2944 nucleotides long. RefSeq names its product pyroglutamylated RFamide peptide receptor (gene QRFPR). Gene Ontology annotation, cellular component: plasma membrane. The record is from RefSeq and is a predicted model, not a curated record. Gene Ontology annotation, molecular function: G protein-coupled receptor activity; peptide binding. The transcript has 5 exons. Lineage: Eukaryota; Metazoa; Chordata; Mammalia; Sirenia; Trichechidae. Gene Ontology annotation, biological process: G protein-coupled receptor signaling pathway; cellular response to hormone stimulus. Bases 80 to 1066 code for a protein of 328 amino acids.